AUGUCUUCCGGCGCACCACGACCAUCGGGCCGAACAAGCGCCAACGACUACCGCGACGAUAGGCCCCGCGUCUCAGCAGCAGCAGCAGCAGCAGCCAACCUCAAGACCGAACGCUCCGAUUCUCGCAAGGGUCCCUCGCCUCAGCCCAACUUUUCUGGUGCUCAUAAACGUUCUGCUUCGACGAAUCCUAGGGCUGCGAGUCGUCAUGAUGAAGAGCGCCGAUUCGAGUCGAGGAGGGUGACAGAACGCAGCUUUGAAGCUCAACUUGAGCGCGUGGUACCAAGAACCACGAGUCCGGAACGAGCACAUCGACGCAAUGCUGCUUCAGAAAGUAGAAAUACGUCGAAAGCACCGAGAAAUGAUAUACCAGAAGCUCGGCAAUCGAGAGCUGAGACUCCUAUGGUACCAUGGAACCCUGAAGCAACCCUCCUACCACAUACGACAGCACCAUUAGCCUGUCGAAUAUCCAUACCGCCUCUCGCUUCGACCAUACCACAAGCGCCCCAGCCAACUCCUCUGGGUGAGCUGAGCCUGGAGCUCCAAGAAGCUGCUAUAGUAGAGGACCUCCUUUUUGUCUUCAUGGGAUAUGAAGGACAGUAUAUCAGAUUCGCCAAGGGAUAUAACCCCAAUGAAGAGCGAGACAGAUUAUCAGGACCCAGUUUCAGAACGCUGCCAGGCCUUGAUCCGAGUCUGCAGGACCUGACUCAGUCAAUGCUCAAGAUGGCAACAUACUAUUCCGCUCUGGAAGCUUUCGUUGAUGUUCAGAGUCGAGAGGAGUUUGGCGCUGUAAACCACGCUCUUUGCGCAUCAAUACGCAAGUUUCUACAAGACUAUCUUGUUAUGAUUGCGCAGCUUGAGACUCAAUUUCUCACCAGCGAAACGUUCACUGUACAUGUGCUCAACAUUCAUACCAUGUCCACCAGCCAGAUGAUGCUACAGCUUUACUCACUCGCCCAUGAACUACUCAAAAAGAACGCUCUGCUUGAUGAUGAGACCGAUGAAUCUGAAGAUAGUGGCGAUGAUUUCGAGAACAUCCUUGAGAGGCUUCAAGAUGGAGGCGACUUAAUGCCAGGAAACAUGACUGGUAAAAAGAUAUACAAAGGUGGCGUGGUUCUUGGCUUAAUCACAAAACGACUGGAGUCUUUGUCGGGAGAUCCAUCAGCUCGAGCGCUGCUAACAACUUUACUGCGGGAUGCCAGUAAGCCUUAUAUGUCUAUGCUUAACGGAUGGCUCCAUCAUGGUUCAAUUCAUGACCCCCAUGCAGAAUUCCUCAUCAAAGAGCAAAAGAGCAUUCGCCGUGAAAGGCUGGAGCAGGAUUAUACCGAUGAAUACUGGGAGAGAAGAUACACAAUACGAGAUCACGACGUUCCGCCACAACUCGAGGGCGUCAAGGACAAGGUUCUAUUAGCUGGGAAGUACUUGAACGUUGUUCGAGAGUGUGGUGGCGUUGAUGUUAGCAAAGUUGCCAAAGACGUCCCAGCUUCAUUCGACGACAACCGAUUCCUCGAAAACGUCAAUAACGCCUACGCUCAUGCCAACGAAUCCCUCAUGCAACUACUCCUCACAGCUCACUCACUACCCGCGCGUCUACGCUCUCUCAAGCACUACUUCUUCCUCGACCCAUCAGAUUACUUCUCUUACUUCCUCGAGCUGGGCGCUUCUGAAUUGCGCAAACCUGUCAAGUCUGUUAACACCGGCAAGCUGCAAUCUUUACUGGAUCUUGUCCUGCGCCAGCCCGGAAGUCUUGUCUCCCUUGAUCCGUUCAAAGAGGAUGUCAAGGUUGAGAUGAAUGAGACUAUCCUUACAAAAGCUCUGCAGCGUGUUGUCAACAUUACUGGUAUUGAGCAGGGCGAGGCGCUGCAGCCUCUAGCUAACCAGCCUGUUGACAACGACAAGAAUGCUGUGGGCUUUACAUCUUUACAACUCGACUACUCUGUCCCAUUCCCCGUCUCACUCGUCAUCAGCCGAAAGACUGUGUGGCGAUACCAAGCCCUCUUCCGUUACCUACUUUCUCUACGCUAUCUAGAGUCACAACUCUCGACUACGUGGCAAACACAGACUCGAGGCGUCAGCUGGGCACACAAAGGCGGCUCGAGAAAACUCGAAAUCUGGAAACGACGCGUUUGGACGCUUCGUGCCCCUGAAGUCAUUGAACCAAACUGGAAUAAGUUCAUGUCUCGUUUAAAGACGAAGGAUGAGGAUGUCAAUUCAACCUCUGGAGGCCCGACGCGAACCGUCGAUGAGCUUAUGCAGGACCAUGUCGACUUCUUGGAUACAUGUCUCAAGGAAUGCAUGCUCACCAACAGCAAACUAUUGAGAAUCCACUCCAAACUCAUGCAGACAUGCACAAUCUUCGCCGCCUACACAAACUGGCUCACCCGCGAGCUCGAAAAGUCAGACCCAGAUCUUUCGGGCACCAACAAGCCCACAACCAUGACAGCAGACCAGUGGAAGCGCUUCCAAAUGACCAAGGUAGUUCAACGCGGCUCUACGUCAGCCAACGGGGACUCUGCCGGGAAUGGUGACGCAGACGCCCGUAUUGAUAACCUGUUUGAGAUCAUCCGUAAAUGGGAGGGCAAUUUCAGCCGUCAUCUGCAAAUUCUGCUUGACGCGCUCAACCAUUAUGCUGCGACGGAGACGGUGGUGUUGCUUAGUCUUUGUGCGCGCUUAAGUACUGCGAACCAAGGAACAGAGUACGCUGGUCUGCGGCAGGAAGAAGAGUCGACAUAG
This is a messenger RNA of Fusarium coffeatum, 2730 nucleotides long. RefSeq lists its product as uncharacterized. Gene Ontology annotation, cellular component: mitotic spindle pole body; spindle pole; gamma-tubulin small complex. The transcript is spliced from 4 exons. NCBI's taxonomy places the organism in Eukaryota, Fungi, Ascomycota, Sordariomycetes, Hypocreales, Nectriaceae. Gene Ontology annotation, biological process: spindle assembly; mitotic cell cycle; microtubule nucleation. Gene Ontology annotation, molecular function: microtubule minus-end binding; gamma-tubulin binding. The coding region runs from base 1 to 2730 and encodes 909 amino acids. The record is from RefSeq and is a predicted model, not a curated record.